AUGCUGCGCACAGUGUCACGCUCCGUCGCGCGCCAGAGCCGGACGCUGAAGACACCGCACCGAGCGCCGCAGCUCCUCCGCCCGCUCUCCACCACCGCGUAUCGCAUGUCGAGCUCGACGCUCAGGCCGGUCGACCAUCCCGUAUCGGCUGCGCUGCCCGGCGACUCUUUCCAACUGCUGCCUGAAGCCUCGAAGGCAGGCCAGGCCGAAGAUGCUCUCUUCGACGCGCAGGUGCAGGCCGUGAAGGACUGGUGGGCGUCGCCGCGCUACAAGGGCAUCAAGCGGCCGUACUCUGCAGAGGAUGUCGUGAGCAAGCGUGGCGCGCUGCAGCAGUCGUACCCCAGCUCGCUGAUGGCGCGCAAGCUAUUUAACCUGUUGGAAGAGCGUGCCGCCAAGGGCGAGCCUGUACAUACAAUGGGUGCUAUUGACCCAGUGCAGAUGACCCAGCAAGCUCCCAACCAGGAGGUGCUCUACAUCUCUGGCUGGGCGUGUUCGUCCGUUCUUACCACCACCAACGAAGUCUCCGCCGAUUUUGGCGACUACCCCUACAACACAGUCCCGAAUCAGGUGCAGCGGCUCUUCAAAGCCCAGCAGCUCCAUGAUCGCAAGAACUGGGACAACAGGCGCAAGAUGAGCCCAGAAGAGCGGGCGAAGACACCAUAUCUGGACUACAUGCGUCCUAUCAUUGCAGACGGCGACACAGGCCACGGUGGACUGUCAGCAGUCAUCAAGCUGGCAAAGCUGUUUGCUGAGAACGGCGCUGCCGGUGUGCACUUCGAGGACCAGCUCCACGGUGGCAAGAAGUGCGGACAUCUGGCCGGCAAAGUUUUGGUACCCGUCGGCGACCAUAUCAACCGCCUCGUAGCCGCUCGCUUUCAGUGGGACACCAUGGGCUGUGAGAACCUCGUCAUUGCCCGCACAGACUCAGAGAGUGGCAAGCUACUGUCGAGUGCUGUCGAUGUCCGCGACCACGAAUUCAUUAAGGGUGUCACAGAAGAGUCAGAGCCCUUAGCCGAGACACUGCAGAACAUGGAGGCAGCCGGUGCGCCUGGCAAGGAGAUCGACGCCUUCGAGGCUGCGUGGGUGAAGAAACACAAGCUUGUCACCUACGACGAAGCCGUCGUGCAACACCUCGAGAAGGAGGGCGCAUCACAGUCAACAAUCGAUGCAUACCUCAACGAGACUAAGCAGAACCCUAACCUGUCUCUUCUCAAGCGCCGCGAACUGUCAUCAAAACACACCAAGACCCCUGUGUACUUCAACUGGGAUAUCCCACGAACGCGUGAAGGCUUCUACCACUUCAAGGCCGGCAUCGCUGCUGCGACAAAGCGAGGAAAGGAGUAUGCACCAUUCGCCGAUUUGCUCUGGGUUGAGACUGGAGACCCAAGCGUUGAGAAGGCUGCUGGGUUCGCGGGUGAGAUCAGGCAACAAUACCCCGGCAAGAAGUUUGUAUACAACCUGUCACCGUCAUUUAACUGGAUGGGUCAAGGGUUCACCGAGGAAGCUUUGAAGAGCUUCGUCUGGGAUCUAGCCAAACACGGCUUCGUGUUCCAGCUCAUCUCGCUUGCCGGCAUCCACUCGACAGCAACAAUCACCUGCGAGCUUUCGCGCGCCUUCAAGGAUGAGGGCAUGCUUGCAUACGUCAAGCUGGUCCAGGCUCGCGAAAAGGAGCUCGGCUGCGAUGUCCUGACCCAUCAAAAAUGGAGCGGCGCCAGCUACAUCGACGGUAUCCUUGGCCAUAUCCAGAGUGGCAGCUCAGGUAGCAAGAGUAUGGGAGACGGCAAUACAGAGACAGGCUUCUAG
Molecule: messenger RNA, 1803 nt
Organism: Boeremia exigua
Lineage: Eukaryota; Fungi; Ascomycota; Dothideomycetes; Pleosporales; Didymellaceae
Product: isocitrate lyase
Exons: 5
Coding region: 1-1803 (600 amino acids)
Cellular component (GO): mitochondrial matrix
Molecular function (GO): isocitrate lyase activity; methylisocitrate lyase activity
Source: RefSeq, a predicted model, not a curated record